UCUGUCCCUGUAAGCAGUCAGCUGUCUGUGGUUGGAGCCAAAGCUUGGGGGUCCAGCGACCAUGAGGCAGGCGGUGGAGGCUCAGGUGUUGAACCCCCACUGUGAGCUCGGAGAACACGGCCUGCGUCAGAUCCUCACAGAUGUGAUCGAGGAGGUGAAGAAGUCGGUAAAUCCAGACAUCGACGGAGCGGAGAUCCUGCACAGUCUGCUGAACGCCUCCUGGCUGCAGUCGCUGCUCAAGGUGUACGAGUGUCUUCAGAGGUACCUGAGAAACUCCCCAGCCCCCGCUCUGGACUACGCUUCAGGACUCUCACUCCAGUUGCUGAUCGACAUCCGAUCGUUGCCAGGCUGCUCUGAAGACGCAAAAGAGCUCUACCGCCUCCUGAGACAGCCACAUCUGCAGGCUCUUCUCUCAGCUCAUGAUACGGUGGCCCAGAAGGACUAUGAGCCAGUGCUGCCACCGAUGCCUGAUGACCUGCCUGACGACGAGGAGGCCACCAGGAUCAUCUGCCUGGUGAAGAACAAACAGCCUCUGGGAGCAACCAUAAAAAGAAACGAGGUCUCCGGGGAGAUCUUUAUCGCUCGGGUGAUUCAUGGAGGGCUGGCAGAUCGGAGUGGUCUACUGCAUGCAGGGGACAGGAUCAUAGAGGUGAAUGGUUUUCCUGUAGAUGGGAUGGAGCCGGAACAAGUGAUCCAAGUAGUGCAAGCGAGGUCACAAGGCACUAUCAUGUUCAAGGUCAUCCCCAUCACAGAAAGGCCGGUCCACAACCAGACGAUGCUGUACGUGAGGGCCAUGGUCGACUACAGCCCGCAGCAGGACCCGGCCAUCCCCUGUGCCGACGCAGGUAUGAGCUUCAGAAAAGGUGACGUCCUGGAGAUCGUGGACCAGACAGACGCCCUCUGGUGGCAGGCCAAGAAACUGCCCAGCAACACAGCCUGCGCCGGCCAUCCCUCCACCAACCUGCUCAAACGGAAGCAGAGGGAGUUCUGGUGGUCUCAGCCUUAUCAGCCACAUGCCUGCAUACAGACCUUGAGCACUGUGGAGGAAGAGGAAGACCUGAUAGCCAUCGAUGAGAAAUGUGUGGAAGCAGACGAGGAGGCUUUUGAAUCUGAGGAGCUCCGAGAAGAGGAGGAUGACUUCAGCAGCAACAUUGAAAGCAUCUAUUUAGCGGGCUUCAGGCGCAGUAUGCGUCUGUGCCGGCGGCGCUCUCACAGCACCACCCAGCCGUCCUGUCACACCCGCUGCCCCAGCAGCUGCUAUAGCGCCCUGAACUGCCCCUACGAGGAGGUGGUGCGAUACCAGCGCCACCCGCAGGACAAACACCGCCUCAUCGCCCUCAUAGGUGCAUCAGGUGUUGGUGUGAAUGAACUAAGAAGGCGUCUGAUUGAAUUGAACCCCAACGUCUUCCAGGGAGCCGUAGCUCACACCACGAGAGCACCCAAAGGAUACGAGGAGUCUGGCAGAGAAUAUCACUUCACAAGCCGAGAAAUCUUCGACAACAUGGUUUACAACAACAGGUUUCUGGAGUACGGUGAGUACAAGGGGAAUCUUUAUGGCACCAGCAUCGAGUCUGCCAGGGAGGUUUUAAACAGUGGAAAGAUCUGCUUUGUCGACAUCGAGCCGAACGCCAUUCAGGCAGUGAGGACCCAUGAACUGAGGGCGUACGUCAUCUAUGUGAAGCCUCCGCCUUUGGAGCGACUGAGGGAGACCAGACGGGAGGCAUUCAUCACCACCAACUACUACGUCAACCGCCCCUUUAAAGAUGAAGAUUUUCAGGAGAUCGAGGAAUCCGCUCGAAAGAUGGAGUCCCAGUACGGGCAGUUUUUUGACCACAUAAUCAUCAACGAGGAACUACAGGACGCCUGCGUGGAGCUGCUGGCGGCGUAGAAGGCGCAGGACGAGCCACAGUGGGUCCCCGCCAGCUGGAUACGACCCACCUCCGAGUCAUAAGGAGACGAGGGAGAUGGAAGGGAUGUCUGAACCACUGUGUUAGAGUUUCAAGUCAAAAGUUCAAAUUUAGAGCCAUCUUAAGUGUGCUACUAUAUACAAAGUGUGUUUUUAUUCAUUGCAAGGAUUUAACUUUAAAACAAUGCAACAGCAGAUUUUUCUAUGGUUUAUUAGGCUUACAAAUAGUGUUAGAAAAUUCACUAAUACUUUGAUAUUAACUUUAAUUUAGCAAAUAUUCACUGUGACCCUUGAAAAAAAUACACAAGAUUUAGCCGUGCUACCCAACCAUGUUUUCUGUUUUUUUAUUGAAUUUUCUCCAAGUGAUGUUUACAAAUUUAAAAUGUAGGUGGUUUCUUGUUUGACUUUAAUAUAUAUAUCAUUUUAUUUUCCAUUCAGAAUUUCUGUCAUUUUAUUUGUGGUUGCUGUGUUGGUGUGUCAUAUGCGGAACAAUUAAUUAAGACGUAUGAAUACAAGCUAUUCGGCACAAAAAUGUACACUUUGUGUCCUCUUUUUUUAAUAAAACAAUGUUAUAAUAA
This is a messenger RNA of Labrus bergylta (ballan wrasse), 2484 nucleotides long. NCBI's taxonomy places the organism in Eukaryota, Metazoa, Chordata, Actinopteri, Labriformes, Labridae. The record is from RefSeq and is a predicted model, not a curated record.